Molecule: messenger RNA, 3331 nt
Organism: Malania oleifera
Lineage: Eukaryota; Viridiplantae; Streptophyta; Magnoliopsida; Santalales; Ximeniaceae
Product: protein ALTERED PHOSPHATE STARVATION RESPONSE 1-like
Exons: 4
Coding region: 810-2999 (729 amino acids)
Source: RefSeq, a predicted model, not a curated record
GAAGGUUCAUUGUCAAAUUUUAGCAGAGUGGAAUGUGGAUUGGUUAGCAGCAGUUAUCGAACACAAGAUAAGAAAAUCCAUUUUUAAGUUCUCUCUCGAGCCCCUACCUCCUUGCCACUCUCUAGUCUACCCAGUGCCCGCCUUCUCUGCUUCUCUCUAUCUCUCUCCCUCUCUCUCUCGUCCUGAAAAUUAAAUUGCUGUUUGUAGGGAGGGAAAGUUAAAAAUCGCCAGGAACAUCUCCUCUGCCAAUGCUGUUUAGCAGAAUUAAAGGAAACUUUUAUGUCUCCAUUCUCAGAGCACUCUGUUGUGUGGUCUUGUGCUAACCCUUUAGAAGCUGCUUCACUCCAAGCCCUUCUUUCUUCUUUAUAUCAUAGUUCCAGGACCAGCACCAUUACCUUUUUCUUUUUCGUAGAAUCCAUGUUUGUGUUUUACAAAACCAAUACAUGAGAUGGGUUUCUCUAAAAAAGCUUCUUCAUAAGCUACAUUUCCAGUAGGAACUCAUUCCCAUUUAUCAAAAGAUGAAAUGGGUUGCUCUGGAACUUCCCCAAAAAGCAAAGAUUUCCUCCUCUAAAACCCUAGUCAAAAAUCUCCAAGAAAGAAUGAACAAAACCUCCAUUUUGGCAGAACCUUACCUCCUUUUCUCCAAAAGACAAGAAUAAAAGAAACAAACAAAAAAAACACCAGAUUCCACAAAAACAACGAACUUUCCUGUGCUUUCUUCUCGACCCAUUUCCUAAAAGCAGCCCCAUCACAUACUGAAGCAGGAAACAAUUGCCUGCUGCAACUUCAACGAGACGAAAAGAGAAGAGAUGGGCUGUGUGGCCUCUAAGUUAGAGGAGGAAGAAGUAGUCUUCAUCUGUAGGGAAAGAAAACGCCAGCUGAAGUUAGCGGUUGAGAGAAGAUUUGUUCUCGCAGAGGCGCAUUCUAGGUACUGUCUGGCUCUUUACGCAGUUGCAGCAGCCAUUAGGCUUUUUGUAGCUCGUCACUCCUCUCCUUCUUGCCCGUUUCUCAUCACCUUCCCACCCCCUUGCCCUGCUUCUCCUCCCCCUCCUGAAAAUACCAUCUCCACCAACCCAUUGUUCCUCCAGCAGAGGCCGUCAGAGUCCACCCAAGAGACCAUUGCUUGCCCGUCACCUGAUUCUUCAACAUCCUCGUCCAAAGAAGAAGAAGAAGAAGAAGAAGAAGAAGAUGAAGAAAAGGGAAAAGAAGAAACAAGAGACACAAAACAAGAACAGGUUUGUGGGUAUUUCUAUAUGCAAAUGCCACCACCAAUGCAUUCGCCAGGGAGAGAUUUUGGGUGGGACUUCUUCAACCCCUUUGAUGGGGUUAGGCCGGAGGUGAUAAAUGGGUACAGGUAUAGCCCUUGUUCUGAUGAUGAUAAUUUAAGGGCAGUGAGAGAAGAGGAAGGUAUUCCAGACCUGGAGGAGGAAGGAGAUAGAAGAGAGGAAGAAAAGGUGGCGGCUGUUGAAGAGAAUGGCAGUGAAGAGUGUGAGGAGAGUAGGGUUGAAGUUGUGAGGGUGGUAAUGGAUGGUGCUAAUGUGAGCCAGGGGGAGCAGAGAGGCCCAAUAGUUAUCCAUAAUCCGGCGACCGGGAGGGAAAUGCUAGAAGCUUUGAAGGAUAUUGAGUACCAUUUCAUCAGGGCUUAUGAUUCUGGCAAAGAUGUCUCCAGGAUGCUGGAGGCCAAUAGAGUUCAUCUGCAGUCUGGUCUCGGGGAAAUUAAAGAGAAUUCGACAAAACUCAUUCAAGCUAUCACUUGGCACCGGUCCACUUCAUCUCGGUCUUCAUCCUGCAAGAGUCUUGUAGCAACCGGUUCUAAAAAUUCAGCAUGGAAAGAAUACAAGAAUGAUAUCUUUGAUGAUCAUGGGGGAAUGGUUUCUGGAAGCCAUUCGCUAACGCUCGGAAGGUUAUAUGCAUGGGAGAAGAAGCUAUACGAAGAGGUUAAGGCUGGAGAUAGCAUGCGGAAAAUCUAUGAGAGGAGGUGCUCACAACUGAGAAACCAGGAUGUCAGAGGAGAUGUACUCAACAUGGACAAAACCAGAGCCGCAGUAAAAGAUUUACAUGCUAGAAUCUUGGUCACAAUUAGAAGCGCCGAGUCAAUCUCAAAAAGAAUUGAGAAACUAAGGGAUGAAGAACUGCAACCACAAAUUGUUGAGCUGCUGCAAGGCCUAAUGAGAACCUGGAAAAUUAUGCUGGAAUCCCAUGAAACCCAGAGCAGAAUUCUAGCUGAAGUGAAUGCCUUUGCCUGUCCCACCUCUGGAAAAUUUUGCAAUGAUUCUCACCGACUUGCAACACUUCAACUUGAAGCUGAGCUUCAGAAUUGGCAUGCCUGCUUUACAGAAUACACUGCUGCACAAAAGGCAUAUAUUGAAGCAAUCUAUGGAUGGCUGUCCAAGUUUGUAGUUCCAGAAGUUGAAUCCUACUCGAGAGGCAGGAGCGAGGCUGUAUCAUAUCGAGCCAAUGGGCCACUGUUGCUUGUAAUAUGCCAUGACUGGCUAGCCUCUUUGGAGAAGUUGCCAGAGAAGACAGUUGCCUGUGCCAUGAAAAGCUUUGCAAAGGAUGUGAGAGCCUUGUGGCUUCACCAAGGAGAGGAACAGCAGCAGAAGAGGAAAGUUGACACUCUAGCGAAAGAACUUGAUCGAAGAAUUCUAGGGUUCCAGAAGGCUGAGAAAAAGGUUCUUGAAUCCAGUAUCUCAAAACCAAAGUUGGACACAGAUGCCCCAGAUUACUUGACAGAGAAGAAAGACCUGUUGGAUGUUUUCACGAUGAAGCUAGAUGCAGAAAAAGCAAAACACCACAAUUGCACACAAGAAACACAGAGGGUCAUGCUGGAUGGAUUUCAGAUGGGAUUCUCUAUGAUUUUUGAGUCCUUAACAGAUUUCUCCAAGGCUUCUCUGAAAAUGUACAAUGACCUUGUGACCAGUUUUAGUGAUACUACACAGGAAGUUGGGAACCCAUCAUACAUUGAGGGCUCCCAGAUUGAUGAGGGUAGCAACAAAUGAUACAAGAAGCCAGAAAAAAAAAAGGGGGGGAAUUGUGUAGUAAGGUUUGUAUAUUAAAUUGUGUUGAAGCAGCUCGCUGAGACUCUUUGAAGACAGUUUUUUGCAAAUUUAAGUGGAGUGGAUCUAUUGAUUGUUAAUUAUCAAUAGAUUUAAUGAUUGCCCAAAAUUUUGGUGCAGAAUUUGUAAGUUACCUGAUUUCUCUACUUUCUUGGCAAGUGCCCCAGGAUGUUGUAUUGAGACAGCAAGUAGGUGGACAGUCCUUGUAAAUAGUGGUAUGGGUGUUCAAUAUUACAAAUUUUCAAGUUCUCUAGGAGGCUUGAGAAAUUAAUAUU